Messenger RNA from Tripterygium wilfordii, 1608 nucleotides. RefSeq lists its product as uncharacterized. The record is from RefSeq and is a predicted model, not a curated record. Bases 1 to 1608 code for a protein of 535 amino acids. Gene Ontology annotation, molecular function: nucleic acid binding. NCBI's taxonomy places the organism in Eukaryota, Viridiplantae, Streptophyta, Magnoliopsida, Celastrales, Celastraceae. Gene Ontology annotation, biological process: DNA integration. The transcript has 5 exons.
AUGGCAAGAAAUAAAAUGUGCUUCAUCAACGGCACCCUCCAGAUGCCUGGCGAAGAUGAUCCAAACUUCCAGGAUUGGACGCAAUGCGAUAGUCUAGUGAAAAACUGGAUUACAAACUGUGUUUCGCCAGACAUCUUGGUGAGUAUUUCUACUUCUAAAACUGCCCAUGUAUUAUGGGAGGAUUUGCGAAAUAGAUAUUCUGCUGCUAACUCUGCCAGGGACUUUGAGCUAGCAAGGUCAAUCUCUACUAUCAAACAAGGAAACUCGUCGAUAACUGAAUAUUAUGCAAGAAUCAAAUCCUUGUGGGAUGAGUUAGAUCAAUACAAGAAGUCAACCGUCUACAUGGAAAAUCCAGCAAAGUGGCAGAAACAAACAAAUUCUGGAUAUGCUGAAAAGAGGAACUACAAUAUCAAUCAGGUGGAUGCAAAUUCGCAAUCCUCUUUGCAGCAGUCAGGGGACCAAUAUCAACAAAUCCUAUCAAUCUUAAAGGCAAAUGCUGCCAACACUGCAGGAGUAGGCAACACAUCAGUAUCAUCAGUUGAGGGUAACAAUUUUCUUAACUCAAACUGGAUUAUUGAUACUGGUGCUUCUGAUCAUGACUCAACCACAUUGAGGAAGAGUGGGAUGGGAACCAUGCAUAAUGAUUUGUACCACUUGCUUGAAGAACUGAAACCAGAGAAGAGGAAUUAUGCACCUAUGAAAAACCAUAUUUCUGUAAACCUAGCUAAUAGGAAUCUUGUCUCUGUCAAUGCAAUUGAUAAGAGUUUUUUGUGGCAUAACAGAUUAGGACAUCCAUCUGUUAGGAUGUCUGAAAUGUUGCCUUCUAUAUUAGACAAAAAUUGUAAGGAAUGUGAUGUAUGCCCUUUAGCCAAAAUGAAAAGAAAUUCCUUCUCUGUUAGUGAAAGUAAAACUUGUGCUCCAUUUGAUCUUAUACAUUUAGAUAUAUGGGGACCAAAUUCUAUGGUUUCUAUGGAUGAUUACAAAUAUUUUUUGACCAUUGUAGAUGACUUCACUAGAGCAACAUGGAUUAUUCUAAUGAAGAACAAAUCUGAAAAUUCUAUAAGAGAGGGAAUUACUCAUCAGAAAACAUGCACUUAUACUCCUCAACAAAAUGGCAUAGUAGAAAGGAAACAUCAACGUAUACUGAAUGUGAGUAGGGCUAUAAGAUUACAAUCAGGUUUACCUGAAAAAUUUUGGAGUCACUGUGUUGUUACAGUUGUAUAUCUGAUAAAUAGAUUGCCAUCUAGGGUUCUUGAUAAGAAAAGUCCUUAUGAGAUUCUACAUAAUAAGAAACCAGAUUAUAGCAACCUAAGAAUAUUUGGUUGUCAAUGUUAUGUUAAGAUUCUUAAACAGAGAUUUCCUGUUAAGGAAGUACUUGUAGAGUGUAAUAAAGUGGCCGAUGACAAAGUAAUUGAUGUAGAAAAUGACAUUGAAACUGAUCAUGAUGAUCAAACACAUAUAAUGAAAAGAAAGAAGAGAAUUCCUUUAUACUUGAAAGACUAUGGAUGUAACAAUGUCAGUAUGCAUGACUCAAAAGUUGAUAAUCUGAUUGCUUCAUAUACUGAUUCUGUUUCUCAUGAACAUUUUUUUGGCUUCCUUUACAUCUAA